Messenger RNA from Pelobates fuscus (common spadefoot toad), 2863 nucleotides. It is a transcript of the gene UBOX5, whose product is annotated as U-box domain containing 5. Gene Ontology annotation, biological process: protein polyubiquitination. The coding region runs from base 70 to 1653 and encodes 527 amino acids. Gene Ontology annotation, cellular component: nucleus. NCBI's taxonomy places the organism in Eukaryota, Metazoa, Chordata, Amphibia, Anura, Pelobatidae. The transcript is spliced from 5 exons. The record is from RefSeq and is a predicted model, not a curated record. Gene Ontology annotation, molecular function: ubiquitin-ubiquitin ligase activity; ubiquitin protein ligase binding.
GGAGAGCCGGCCUGAGCACAGCGGGGAGUGUAUGUGAUUUUUGAAGAUCCUCUUAACUGAUCAGUAAGGAUGGUUAUAAACGUUUGCCUUCCUCAGUUUAAGCCGAGAAUAGUGUGCAGCAAGAUAAGUGCAGAUGGCUAUGAAGUGGAUAAUCUUAUCUCAGAGGAUCUUGCCAAAAGGAAUCGCGGUUUUCGCUGUGAAUAUUUCAUUAAACCCCCCUUACAUAUAAUUAUCUAUUUUCCCUUUAAUGUAGAUAUAUGUAGGAUUAAUAUAGACACCUCAUCUGGGGGCCACCAUAACUUUUCUGGAAUGGACAUCUAUACAUCUGCUUCUGCUAUGGGCGACCAGCUUCAAAACAAAGACGACUUUCUGAUGGUGGGGAAAGUCUUGCUCAAAAAUCAAAGCAAAGUAACUUUUAAUAAUCGAGGCUUUAAGCCCAGGCGCCCAUUCCAUCAGACAGAUUAUGUGAUGUCUUACCAUGGGUCAUCAUGCCAAGAUCUCUGGAGCAAAGGUCCAUAUUCACUCAGCAGUAUUGCCCAGCUAAAGAUCUGCAUUACUCAUGUAGGUGGUGGUGCUCUAUGUGCUCUUAAAAGAGUGGAGGUAUGGGGCCAGCCAUCAAAGACUUGUCCCAAAGAAGUGGUAGAGGGCGUAUAUCAAGUUGCCUGUUUGAGCCUUCCUAAUGGUUUUGGACAACAAAAUCCUUCCUCCCCAAUGGAAAGCAACCACAUAUCUUACAUUAACUCUGAAAACGCACAACAUGGUCUUGGUGACCUAGCCAAUAUUCUUCGAGAUGUUCCUGAAGAAUUUCUGGACCCCAUAACACUGGAGAUUAUGACAUUACCCAUGCUGCUCCCGUCCGGUAAGGUUAUUGACCAAAGCACACUAGAUAAAUGUAACCAAAGUGAAGCGUCAUGGGGCAGGAUGCCAAGUGAUCCUUUUACAGGGGUACCCUACAGCCAGCAAUCUCAACCUGUUUAUCACCCAACCCUAAAGGUCAGGAUAGACUAUUUUCUUCUGCAGCACAGUAUUCCAGGGUCUAAUAUACUGGGAAGAAAACAAUCCGGGGCAGUUGUAGCUCCUUCCUCUGUAGCGUUGUCUUCCAUGAAAAGAAAAGUUGAGUUUAUGGAAGACUGUGACAAUAAUGAGGACAAUGUACAAACUUAUUUUUCUGCUGUAAGUGGACUCAAUGCAUAUACCUCUGAUUUUAACACAAAGAAGAUGAAAACUGAUAAUGAAUGUCAUUCUUCACAGAUGGAUUGCUCUGCUAGUAUUCCAGAUUCUCUAUCACAUGAGCAAAAGCUGGCACAAAGCCUGGAUCUUGCCUUGUCCGCAACGCUUGGCUCCAUGCCUUCAUACACUGCUAGGUUUACGAAGGGACAGCAGGAGGGAAUACCAGUGGAAAGUGCCGUCAAUAUGCCAUGGAAUUCAUCCUCUGUCAUACCUGAGCAAAAUCGAAGUGCUUUGAUCCAAGGAUGUGCCUCCUGCUUGCGGACAUUUUCGCUUUACUGCAAGACUGAGCCAAUCUAUCAACUUUCAUGCGGACAUCUCAUGUGUCGGCCAUGCUUGUCUGAAAAACAAAAGUCACACACUAUUGUGUGCAUGAAUUGUAACCGGUCAGUUGCUACUCGAGAUGUCCUGAGAGUCCACCUCUAAGUUCCACAGUAAAGAGCGCCAUUGCUGUAUUCCAACAGGAGUACCACCUUCAGAUCCCUGUGCGUACCGUACUUCAAGGAUACCACGCUUAAACCUAAUGACCCUUGCUGCUAAUCUCUGAAAACUAAUGCUUAUUUACUUAGAGGGUCCGUUUUGAGACUGAAUCUUUGCUGAGGAACUACCAGUCGUAGCAUGUUAGAGGUGGGAGACCUUCCUUGCUGACUGGUCCAUUUUGUGUUUACAAUGAGAUUACUCAUUACAUGUACUAGCUUAAAAUGAGGAUGAGCUUAAGGAACGUUCUAUAAUGGAAAUAAGGGCACUUCUAUAACUUGUACCAUGCUCUGUCCCCUUAUGGCUAGUGUGCUUCUAUAUGGUUCCUGUAUUUUGUAUGCCUGUUAAAGCAUACAGGCCUUGUUACUUAGUAGAUAAGUUUCCUCAAGUGAUUCUUCUUGUAAUGUUAUAACUGCAGUAAUUGGGCAGUACUCCUAUACAAACUGCCUUUGUCUUCCUGUAACAGACACUUGAUUGCCUUCCAGUUAGUCCCAUUUUGGUAGAAUCGCAGAGAGAAAUUUGAUCUGAAUUUCCAGAUCUUUGUCACGGUCUUUGGUUACUGGUGUGGUUGGAUCUUCAGAGUGCUUCCUGUUAAAAUUUGCCUUUCAUAAUAGAGUGACAUGGUCUAUUAUUCGUAUAUUUAGGUUUUCCCAUUCCUAAUAUGGCCUCUAACAGAAGUAUACAUAUUUUCUCUCCGUCAUCAGGACAGCAUUUCCUGGCACUUGGUUGCUGACUUAACAGCUGUUGAAGUUUUCUUGUCAUUUUUAGUGAUUCCUGUUAACGGCAGUUAAACAAACCAUCAGAUCUGUGUAUUUUUUAAUGUUUACACGUAUUUGUUUUGCCAAUCAAAUAUAUGUAUUCAAUGGGGGGACAUUUAUAAAAGUGUCAAAGAAGUGAGGCAAUUUUCAGAAACUCUGAAUUACCAUGAAAACCCUUUUUCCUACUGAAUCCACUGGUUUUCAUGGAGAUCGUUUGUGCAUGUUUACAACUUUGUCCCAAUUUUACUUUUGUGCCUAUUUUCCCUGUUAUGUAUUGGUUCAUUCCCCGUCCAGUAUAUGACAGAGCAGAAUAGUUUAAGAAACUACCAAAAACAGAAUACUGCUUUGUGGGAGUUCACAUUCCCCAAUUAUUAAAGUGACACUCCACUUUUUUUUUAUUU